Molecule: messenger RNA, 925 nt
Organism: Thermothielavioides terrestris NRRL 8126
Lineage: Eukaryota; Fungi; Ascomycota; Sordariomycetes; Sordariales; Chaetomiaceae
Exons: 1
Coding region: 105-767 (220 amino acids)
Biological process (GO): maturation of LSU-rRNA; maturation of 5.8S rRNA
Cellular component (GO): preribosome, large subunit precursor; Las1 complex
Molecular function (GO): endonuclease activity
Source: RefSeq, a predicted model, not a curated record
UCGCGAUGGAAACACCCGCACCCGCCUACCCACCUAUUCAAAGCUGACCACCGCCCAGCUUCGUCACCGGCCUGCUCGACUCGCACCAGGACAAGCAGCGCAAGAUGUCCAUGUACGACGUGGCCAAGAGCGUGGGCCUGCCGGCCACCUUCGUCGAGCUGCGCCACCAGGCGACGCACGAGCAGCUGCCCUCGCUGACCCGCCUGCGCGGCGCCGCGGCCAAGGCGCUCGCCUGGAUUUGGGACUACUACUGGCAGCACCUGUCCGAGGUGGACGGUGCUUCUCCGGGCUCGGGCGGGGCUGCUGCUGGGCAAGCAAAGAAGGAGGAGGAGGAGGAAGGAGAGUUGAGGGCGCUGCUUGGGCGGUAUCUGGAGGGCGAUGAGGCGGAGGAGGGCCUGAGGGCGGAGAUUGGGUGGUAUGACGAGGCGUUGGUGCUGAGGACUUUGGGUUCUCUUGCGGAUGAAGCGAGAGAUGGCAAGGUGCUGCGGCGGGUUGUGGCAAUGGAAAGGGAGAUUCUUGAGGGCGCCGGGGAUCCAGAUCGGAUGGAGGAGGAUGACAAGGCCGAGGAGCAAGAUGUGAAGGACCUUGAGCAAGUGAGAACUGAGUUGGGCAAGGCGUGGGAGGUGUUGAAGGAAGUGGAGGAGACGGAGACGGCGGAAGCACAGGCGGACGACCCGAUGGAGGAGGUUGAGAUGACGGACGACCGGCCGGCUUGGACGCUGUAUGAGGAGCAAGCCUGGGUGCCGAAGCCCAUCGGGGUGGUCUAGAAGAGACUUGAGUCGCUGAGCAACACACUCAACCCCUUCCCCUAACUCCACGAGGGUUGACGGAGAGAGUGGUCAUGUGACUGUGGGGCACUCUUAACUGGCUUGCAAGGCCAUGGAAUGCUGCUCCGUCGUGUUCUGUCCGCUACUGCAAUUGUCCA